AUGCACAGACGUUCGUCUGGCUCGCCUAGCGAGGACGACGCUGAAGAUUCCUUAAGCUCUCGAACUUCCACAGAACCAAGUAAUGGUCCCAAUGUCACCGACACGCCGGAAAAAUCGCGUUCGCAGGUAGCCCGCACAGGCACCAGCUUCGACCUUCGUCGAGACGCCACGGGCGCCUCAACCCCCAGGUCCCGAAACUCGAGCAUGUGGAGGACGCCGCCAUCCUCGUCGACCACUAUAAUUCCUCCGGAUUGCAAGUCCUCUUCCGUCAUGAUGCCAUUGGCCUCGCAACGACUGCCCAUGGAGGCGUCGUCGGGCAGUCCGCACCGGUAUCGACCGUCCCGCCUCCGCAGUCCGUGGCCCUGUUCCAUUCCGACAGCCUUCACCACCCUCAUCGCUUCGAUCUUCCUCUUUUUUAUCCUUCGCUCCUUUUCACUUCGUCAGACUGGUGGGGAUGGCUGUGGAAUCCCGGUUAUGAGCCCGACUUUCCUUCGCAUGGUGGGGUUUGACACGGAGCAUACGCGCUUUGCCAGCAAAUAUAAUCUCUAUCUCUACCGGGAGGGAGGCGUGGAUGAGUAUAAUCAGGAGAAUCUCGGGUUGAAUGGAGUCCCCGUCCUGUUUCUCCCCGGAAAUGCUGGAAGCUACCGGCAGGUCCGAUCCUUAGCCGCCGAAGCGUCGAGACACUACCACGAUGUGGUUCGCCAUGACGAAGAACGAUUGAACACUGGUACUCGAAGCCUAGAUUUCUUUAUGAUCGAUUUUAACGAGGAUAUGGCCGCCUUCCAUGGGCAAACCCUACUCGACCAAGCCGAAUACGUCAAUGAAGCCGUGGCCUAUAUCCUGUCCCUUUAUCAUGAUCCGCGACGCUCGCGAAGAGAUCCGGAGCUACCAGAUCCGAUCUCGGUUGUCCUCAUUGGGCACUCCAUGGGUGGCAUCGUUGCGCGAACAGCCUUAACGAUGACGAACUAUCAAGCGAACUCGGUCAAUUCGAUUGUCACCAUGUCUGCUCCCCAUGCCAAACCGCCCGUCUCGUUUGAUUCCGAUAUCGUUCAGACCUAUAAGCAAAUCAACGAUUAUUGGCGGGAAGCCUACUCACAGACGUGGGCCAACGACAAUCCUCUGUGGCAUGUGACCCUCAUUUCCAUUGCUGGCGGUUCGCGCGAUACUGUUGUGCCCUCAGAUUAUGCCAGCAUCUCGUCUCUCGUUCCCGAGACUCAUGGUUUUACUGUGUUCACCUCCACCAUUCCCGAUGUAUGGAUCGGAAUGGAUCACCUGUCUAUCACCUGGUGCGAUCAAUUCCGGAAAGUGAUCAUCAAAUCCUUGUUUGAAGUUGUCGAUGCCCGACGCGCCACACAGACGAAACCAAGGGCAGAGCGGAUGCGAAUCUUCAAGAAAUGGUAUUUGACCGGUUUGGAGACUGUAACGGAGAGGACGCUUCCGCGAAAGGGCGUAUCGGGCAAGAAGUUCACCCUUCUUACGAAUCAGCAAUUCGAUAAAUCCGGGGAUCAUGGGAGCCUGGAGGUUCUCUUCUGUAGUGUGUUCCCGCUGCAGAAUGGGAAACCUGCAACGGCAUUUUCAAUGAACAUGGACUUCUCCGGAGGCACUUCCGGCUCGACUCGACUCGCCUGUAAAAACGCCGCCGAAGAUGGGAUUCACUUGCCGGCCUCGACACACUCCUCGAAACGUCCUUAUGACCGGGUUCAGCCUUUCUCGUAUCUCCAGUACGAUCUGGAGGACCUCGCGGAGCACCAGUUCGUAGCCGUCGUUGACAAAGCAAACACGCCCACGAAGGGCUUCGUGCUGGCGGAAUUUUCAGAUAGCUCGGAUGCGGUGAUCAGGGCUCGCUUGGGUUUGGGGAGCCUACUUAGUGCCGGGUUGAAAGUCCGUCUGCCAGCGAACCGUCCCAUGCUUACGGAACUCAACAUACCCGCUAUACACUCGAGCCUCCUAGACUAUAAACUCAAGAUCGUUCGAAAGAGCCAUGGGAAACAGCAGGAAAUGUUCGCCCCCCUUUUGCGGCAGUCGGUUGCAGAUCCGCAUGAAUCCAAGUUCUUCGUUAAUGUCAAGGAUGUCAAUGUGAACCUGCAUGGGUUGGCGCCCUUUAUGCCUCCACCCCUUCGCGACCAGGCGACACUGGGCGGGGUUUCUUUUCACCUCUGGACAGAUCCGAGCUGCGAUUCUACGGUUGACAUUUCUUUGACGGUGGAUGUUGCUAGCAGUCUCGGCGAGCUGGUAAUGCGGUAUCGGACUGUAUUCGCGGCUUUCCCGCUCCUCGUUGUGGCCCUGGUCCUGCGUAAGCAAUUCCAACUGUACGACGAGACCGGCUAUUUUAUCACAUUUGCGGAAGGUCUGGACAGUGCUCUGCGAUCAUCCCUACCUAUUCUCCUUCUAGCCAUGUCGCUGCUGGCGUCUUCCCUAGCGACCUCUACUAAGUUACCGCCUACUGACGACCCGUUCCAUUGGCGUACGAACUCCACUGAAUCCCCAAUUGACUUCACCAAGAACGACCUCCUUCUGGGCUCGCAAGACGCUUUCUUCUGGUUUCUAGUGCCUGUGUUUGGCCUGAUAAGUGUUGGAGUAUGCCUCAUGAUCAAUUAUGUAACCCUCGCUCUUCUCUUCCUUCUCACCACCAUCUACGGUUUUCUGAGGAGCAAGUCGGGCUAUAUCCGACGUGAUGAGAAAGGAAACCUUCCGAUCUUUUCUUCCGCGAGCCCCAGACGACGACUGGUCAAUUCCGCCAUUCUGUUAGCCCUUGUGUCGACAGUCAUUCCGUAUCAAUUCGCAUAUAUGGUGGCCUGUAUUGUGCAGUUAGCAACCAGUGUCCGGGCUAACUGGCAUGCCAAAGAGGCUAAAUCCACUACUCAUUAUAACUUCGCCAAUCUUUCUUACUCGAUAUUCCUCUUGAUGCUGUGGGUUCUGCCGAUAAAUACUUUGGUUCUCCUCGUUUGGGCCCAUAAUCUAGUUGUGCACUGGUUCAUGCCAUUCUCAUCUCAUCAUAAUGUGCUAUCAAUUAUGCCAUUUGUUCUCCUUGUGGAGGCCAUGACUACUGGAACUAUGAUCCCCAGAGUCACCACUCGCUUCAAACAUGUCACUUCCAUCCUCUUCUUCUUCAUUGCCAUUUAUUCAGCGAUCUAUGGCGUCUCGUACGCCUACCUCCUUCACCAUCUUACUAAUAUCCUCGCCGCCUGGCUAGUCGGCAUCUACUUCUCUGCCAGCGGAUUUUCCAUUUCACGACUCUGGCGAAUCCUAGAAGGAGAUGACGCGGUGCAAGCCCCUACGUCGGGAAGCCACACGAAGAAAAAGCCAUGA
Messenger RNA from Aspergillus alliaceus, 3309 nucleotides. RefSeq names its product GPI inositol-deacylase. The record is from RefSeq and is a predicted model, not a curated record. Gene Ontology annotation, biological process: GPI anchor metabolic process; endoplasmic reticulum to Golgi vesicle-mediated transport. Gene Ontology annotation, cellular component: endoplasmic reticulum. Gene Ontology annotation, molecular function: phosphatidylinositol deacylase activity. Bases 1 to 3309 code for a protein of 1102 amino acids. Lineage: Eukaryota; Fungi; Ascomycota; Eurotiomycetes; Eurotiales; Aspergillaceae. The transcript has 6 exons.